UAGACUCAGCCAUUUCUCUCGCGAAGCGUAGCAACGCGUUCGAGUUGGCGACGUGUGUUUUUUCAACGGUAGAACGUGCGGGUAUUCCCGGAAGUUUUGCAAAAUAACGCGACGCAAAAGGAUGAUACACUCCGGGCGGACCAGGCUCGAGGGGAGUACAUAUCAAUGGGAAGAAAAUUAUGGAUGGGCUCGUACACGUGAAGAGAAUAUCAGAAAGCAUGACGUCACCGACGAUACAUUGGGAUGUGUUUUAGAAAAAAGUAAUUCGAGUGGGAGUGGGAGUAGGAGGAGGGGGUCAGAUUGGCCAAGGUGUUCAACCGGUCGACGAGUCUGGAACCGGAAGUCAAUGGUGGAGACAGCAGCAUCCAUCCUAUCAUUAUCACCAUUAUCAUCAUCAGGGUGGUUAUUGCACAUCGCAAUCGCAUGCUCACAACAACCCUGUCACUACCAUGAAGCAAUCCUACGUGCAGCUAACGUGGGUAUUUCACGACGACGAGGCGCAGAUUAACAAGAAACUGCCAAAGGAAUUGUUAUUAAGGAUUCUCUCGUAUCUUGAUGUGAUAUCCUUAUGCCGAUGUGCCCAAGUAAGUAAGGCAUGGAACGUAUUAGCCCUCGACGGUUCCAACUGGCAAAGGAUCGACCUAUUCGAUUUUCAACGAGACGUAGAGGAAUCGGUAAUACGUAACAUCUCGAGCCGUUGCGGUGGAUUCCUUAGACAAUUGUCUCUGAGAGGAUGCCAAAGUAUCGAGGACAUAUCCAUGCAAGCAUUAGCCGAAUCUUGUCCCAACAUCGAGGAACUUAAUCUGAGUCAGUGCAAGAAAAUCUCGGAUACAACUUGUGCGGCCCUUAGUACACACUGUCGAAAGCUUCAACGAUUAAAUCUGGAUUCCUGCCCCGAAAUAACAGAUCUUUCGCUGAAAGAUCUCUCUGAUGGUUGUUUAUACCUAACUCACAUCAAUCUGUCGUGGUGCGAGUUACUUACCGACAAUGGAGUCGAAGCUUUAGCAAGGGGCUGUAGAGAAUUGCGUAGUUUUCUAAGCAAGGGCUGUCGUCAGUUGACUGACAGAGGUGUCAAAUGUUUGGCACGGUAUUGUCCAAAUCUCGAAGCCAUCAACCUACAUGAAUGCAGGAAUAUAACCGACGACGCGGUGAGAGAACUAGGUGAACAGUGUUCAAGACUGCAUUACGUUUGUAUAUCGAAUUGUCCUAAUUUAACGGAUUCGUCUCUCGUCACUUUGGCUCAACACUGUCCGCUUCUUAGUAUUCUCGAGUGCGUUGCCUGCACGCGUUUCACGGAUGCAGGCUUUCAAGCUCUCGCGAGAAAUUGCAGACUACUCGAAAAGAUGGACCUCGAAGAGUGCCUUUUAAUAACAGAUGCCACCCUUAUACACCUGGCCAUGGGCUGUCCGAGAUUGGAGAAGCUGAGUCUGUCCCAUUGCGAGCUGAUUACCGACGAAGGGAUUCGGCAGCUUGCUCUUUCACCGUGUGCCGCUGAACACCUAGCGGUAUUAGAGCUGGAUAAUUGCCCUCUCAUCACGGACGCCAGUCUCGAUCAUCUUUUACAGGCCUGCCACAAUCUCGAACGAAUCGAGCUCUACGACUGUCAACUGAUCACUAGAGCUGGCAUACGUAGGCUCAGAGUACAGUGUUACAUUUUUUUUCUUCUUUCGAAUUACUCUCCUUACUAUAUAUAUAUAUACAUAUACAUUAAACGCACACCAUCCACUUGUCGCAAGAUAAAGCUGAUAAAACAUCGUUAACGCUAUUUCAGACACACUUGCCGAAUAUCAAAGUCCACGCAUAUUUUGCACCGGUCACGCCACCUCCUAAUUCGGGAACACCUCGACAACGAUAUUGUCGAUGCUGUGUCAUUCUGUGAUUUAACAUACAAAUGACACUGAAGUAAAUCGUCCGAUCUACCCCACGAAGAAACGUGGACUUUUUGUCGGUGGUCGCUGUCACGUUUAACGGCGAUUAUGGGACCUCUUUUGUGGUUACCAGAACAGGAAUCCUGGUUGCCUACCGUCGACAGUGAGUGUGAGACUCACUGUCAAUUUGUAAAUGACAAUUUCAAACGUUGAAACAAAUUCGAGCUCCACACGCAACGAGAGUACAGUACGUUACCAUCGUCGUCACCACAGUCACUGCUGCAAACUGCAACUACUACUAUUACUAUUAACCGCUACUACUGCUGUUACUCCUAAUCGCUCUUAUCGCUAUUAUUUCGCGUUAUACUCUUGUUUUCUCGAUAGUACCAUGCAUCCCUUCUUAUCGCAUUGUCACGUUGCAGAGACAGUCCGAGAAGGAAAGAAAUCUUUGGGUUUCGUUAAUAACGAAUCUUAUCUAUGACACUAGCCUAUCUUAGUUCGCAAGUUUGUCAUUUUCUAUCGAAAUCUUUCACGUCGUAGAAAUGAUUUUCUGUCUUUUUUUUUUUUUUUUUUUUUCUUUUUCAACUUCGAACAUUGCCACGUUAUAAAGCGAAAUAAACGCUGAACGAAAUGUAGAGUCGUUACAAAAUAACAUACUUUUAAUUUAGUUUACCAUCCGAUUUAAUGGAAACGUACGUCCUGUAGCAGUUUCUUGACGAACACUGCCUCUAAUGCUAUUGAUAUAUAUAAAAAAAAAAACACAAGAAAAGAAAAGAAAAACAAAAAAAAACAAAAAUUACGAGAUAGAAACUCGACUUUGUAAAGUUGUAGAAUUUAGUUCUCUGACGUAGGAUGAGAAAAACCGUCGUGUCUUUGAUGGAAUACGUUUCACCGGUCCAUCCAUGAAACUAUGACGGUACCUACGGGUUUCUUUCCUUUCAAGAGGACGCAUGUCGCGAACUCGACUCUGCGCACAACGUCUUUCAAAAACUCGUUUAAGCGCAAUCGUUUACUUGAUCGAGGAAUACCGGAGUAUCGUCUUUCAAACUUGUACAACUACCAGCGUUAAUGGUAGCGAAUGUUAAGAUGCAUUUUAUAUUGAUUUACGAGCAAACGAUAUAUAUAUAUACACACACACACGUACACACAUAAACAUACAUAUAUAUAUUCCGCUCGCGAGUCGUAAUUUUGAGUCCCAAGCGUACUACUACUUCUCCUCGACGGUCCAGGCAUCUUCAUUAUCUUUUUUUUUUCUAGUUUUUUAAUUGUCUUUUUUUUCUUUUUUUUUUGCUUUCUUUCUUUUUUCCUUCUUUUUUUUUUUUUUUUAAUCUUAUUCAAAUAACUCGUCAUGGACUAGGAGAGCACAGACUGAAAAAAAAAAUACGAAUCAAAGCGUUUAACGCGUCAAACGGAUUAACUUUUGUGUCCAGCUGUCGACGCUGGGUUUUUUGACUUUUUAAGCUUAGGUUACGGAACGAUGACAGUACGAUUAUAAUAUGUACGUUGCGGAUAUGUAUCGAAAUCGAUGGUUUUUGUUUGUACAGACGACUCGAAGUGUCGCCGACGAUCUACAACAAGAAAAUUUUUGCUUUCCUUGAUACUCCGAUGCAAUACCAUUUACGCGAAAUAAUAAUAAUCUCUUCGCAUGUUCGAUAUGGUGAAUUUAAAGAGAAACGAUUAUAUAUAUAAGAAUGUAUGCUACUAAAAUUUAAUUUCGUUUAAAUGUCGUAAAACGUUAUAUUAGAUUCGAAUAUCCGCUCUUAUAAAAGUUCUCAUGACGGAACGUUUGAGCACGAUUCGUUUGAUCGCAGAAUAAAUUUAAACAUGAUCGAGAAAAUUAUUCUCGCAAAGAAAUAUUUUCGCGCGUUCGAUAGCGGCACUCGACGAAAAAUUUUAAUAAAAUACAAUCAAGUGGGUUCGACCACGCGUGCAAUAUUAUUAUUAUUAUUGUUGUUGUUGUUGUUGUUAUUAUAAUUAUUUUUAUUAUUAUUAUUAUAAUUAUGAUUAUUAUUAUUAUUAUUAUCGUUACCAUAUGCACCACUUGAUGAAUUGGUUUCUUUUAUUUUUCUGUUUUUUUUUCUUCCUCUUUUAUAUUGCUUCUCUUAAUUUUAGAACAAAAAAAAAAAAGAAAUAAUAGAGAAGAAUCGCGUUGUGUCGUUCGUGCGUACUCGACCAUGUAAAUGCCAUCGUGUGUGUCGUUGCGUCAAAGUUGCAAUUGUUAAUCCUCUGAUUAGGAUGUAAGAGCGUCGUACUGCAUAUAUUUAAUAUAGCGUGUAAAAGAUUAAUGAAUGAAAACAACUAGGAUUAACAAAAAAAAAAGGAAAUAAAAAACAGUAAAUGAAGGAUAAAUAUACUUAUACAUAUAUAUAUAUGUGUGUGUAUACAUAUAUAUAUGUAUGUAUGUAUGUAUAUGAGAUAUGUUUUAUACGCUGCAUGUCAUCUUUAGGAAACUAAUGUGAUCAUCGUAAUGUCUCGUUCUAAGGGUUGAGUUUACGAUUAAGCGAAUAUUUCAUUGCCAAUCUAAGGCAAUAAUGUUUGUACGUUCACGUUAUACUACCGACAAGCCUCAAAGGUUUCCCAUUUCUCGCUCAAAUGUCUUUCGUAUUAUAAUAUAUUUUGUAGAAUUAUAUGAUCGAAAAUAAGCUCUCAAAAAGCUCUGAAAUGAUCUAGAACGAAGUACAAAUAUAUUAUCUACGUAUGAAUUCAAUUAACUAACAUUGAAUGAUGCGUCGACAUGAUGAAGAUAUAAUUAUUGUUUCAAUUAACAGAGAAGACAUUGUACUAUAUAUUUAUCAAUAAUGAAGAGAAUACAAACCUGCAGAAGUCUGUCGGUACUUCGAAUCGGUCGUGUGUGUAACUGGAAUCGAUACGGGAUAAUUCGCGAAACCGCCUGAAUUUUGAUGAAACAAAAAGAAGAAAAAUUAUAGACGGUCGUCUUGAACCGUUUUAUCCUAAUAAUCGCAAACAUCACACCGUUCAAUCAUGUUGUAACGAUAUUAAUGAAACAAAAAUGAGAAGCAUCAUGAAUAUAAUAGAAGUCGAGUGAUCGAGCAAGUGUUUGGCUGUGCAGUAGUAUAGGAAGAAAAUGAAAAAAAAAUGAAUAUGAAAAAGCGUAAUAGAAACAAUGAGUGAGAUAUAGAAAAAAAGAAAAUUAGAAGAAAGCGAGAAAGAGAGAGAGAGAGAGAGAGAGAGAGAGAGAGAGAGUGAGGAUGCGAAAGUAAGAGAAUAAGAUUCAGAUGUUAUUCGAAGAUCAGUGAAAGUAUUCCUAUAUCUGUUUGCCCAAUCGUCAUUCUUAUUCUCAGGAACGCGUUUUUAUGUCCUUGAAAGGACUUCGCCGUCACGCGAUACAGGAUCAUCGUGUCUGUCGAGAAUGUCCAUAGGGAAAAGGGUUAAACGGGAAAGAAAAUAAAUUGUAUGAAACAGAAUGGUCUACACGUGUCGGCCUACACGUGCCUCCCGAAAAAUUCCCGAUUUAUAAUUGUCGAUGGAAAAUCGACUUUAUCGAGAGGACGUCAUUCAAACAGAUCCGCGUACGAAUACUGUAGCUGAUUAUAUUGACACUUUGCUGCUUUGAUGAGCUGCAGUCUACCAUGUAUAUAUUUUCAUUAAUGUAUGUAUAAUAAAAUAUAUUCGAGAUAAUA
This is a messenger RNA of Vespula vulgaris, 5509 nucleotides long. RefSeq names its product F-box/LRR-repeat protein 20. The coding region runs from base 450 to 1760 and encodes 436 amino acids. NCBI's taxonomy places the organism in Eukaryota, Metazoa, Arthropoda, Insecta, Hymenoptera, Vespidae. The record is from RefSeq and is a predicted model, not a curated record. The transcript has 8 exons. Gene Ontology annotation, molecular function: protein binding. Gene Ontology annotation, biological process: SCF-dependent proteasomal ubiquitin-dependent protein catabolic process. Gene Ontology annotation, cellular component: SCF ubiquitin ligase complex.